AUGAAUGAUUUACCACCAAUGCAAACACCUCAGCAACAACAGCAACAACAGUAUAGAAAACAACCUCAAUAUCAACAAUCACAUCAACAGAAAGUAUAUUAUCAACCACCUCCUCAGCAAAACAGUAGACAACCGAGUUAUCAAUAUGCUCCAGAAUAUUACAAUUAUCAACAAACUCCACAACAGCAAAUUCAUCAAGCUCAAAUUCACCAUUCUCAACCACCAAUUUCUCAUUCACAUUCACAACCUCAAGUUCAUACACAACCUAUACAACCUCAAGUACAUCCUCAAUUUUAUUCACCACCAAGUCAAUAUCAACCAGUUAAAAAACCACCACCCGAAUCCAAAAAAGAAUUAACUUCAAAACAAAAAUUGGAAAUUGAGUUAAGAAAUGUUUUUGAUAAAGUAGAUGUUAAUAGAACUGGUAAAAUAUCUCCAAAAGAAUUAUCAUUUGCAUUAUUAAAUUUUGAUCAUACUAGAUUUCAAGAUUCAACUAUAAAACUAAUGAUUAAUUUAUUUUGUACUGAUUCGAAAUCAUUAAAUUUUGAACAAUUUGUAUCAUUAUGGAAAUAUUUAUCUGCUUAUAAAAAAUUAUUUAUUCAAGCUGAUGUAAACAAACUGGGAGAUAUAUCGUUUGGAGAAUUUCAAAAAAUAUUAGAACAAAUUGGUUAUAAACUAGAUAUAGAUUUAGUAUUACAUUUAUUUCAAAAAUAUUCUUUAAAGGAUGAAGGUGGUGUUGGAAGAUUAAAAUUUGAUUCAUUUAUUGAAUUGCUCGUAUAUUUGAGAAAAUUGACUGAUAUCUUUAAAAAAUAUGAUAAAGAUUUAAGUGGUACAGCAACAAUUAGUUUUUCAGAUUUUUUAUUUGAAGUAA
Molecule: messenger RNA, 871 nt
Organism: Insectozyma verbasci
Lineage: Eukaryota; Fungi; Ascomycota; Pichiomycetes; Serinales; Debaryomycetaceae
Source: the annotation of a GenBank genome assembly